Molecule: messenger RNA, 1098 nt
Organism: Striga asiatica
Lineage: Eukaryota; Viridiplantae; Streptophyta; Magnoliopsida; Lamiales; Orobanchaceae
Source: the annotation of a GenBank genome assembly
AUGAGCACGUGCUCUUUUGAGGUUGAUUGGGCCCGGGUUGAGGGAGAAAGACCAACCCCGAGUGAAGGGCACCGUUAUGUCGGCCGCCGGCAGCACCCUCGCCAUGAACCGCCCAAUCGGGAGGCUCACGAUCUGCACCACAACAGGGUACACGGACAGGCUGUUCUGCCGGAAGCUGAAGAACUGGUUUAUGUAGGCCAGCAACACGCACGCCAUGAUUCCGAUGACCCAUGUUCGGAACGUGAGGGCCGGCAGGGAUGGGUCGUCGUCCGGCGACACCGUCAGCCUCACCUGCUCUAUCGGGCAGUCAUUUCGCCCUCGACCACCACCCCAGGCGCCGUAGGGCAGCUGGCCAGCGGGCAGUGGUCAUCCACUUGGAGGCCCCACCACUCCGGGCCAAAGAUAUCAUUAGACUGCAGCGUGAAGAACAGCAGCAGUCCCAGGAACCCUAUCCCUGCAUCUAGUCCUGCCGCCAACACGCGGCAUGCUGCCGGCAACCGACAGCACGAGUGGCACAUUAACGAGCCUCAGCCAUUUUUUGUUCGGGUAGCGGCGGCCGAGGAGGUAGAAAGGGACAGGUGCCAGCAGGCCGAACAGGAACCACCAAAGACAGCGUCCCACGGGCAGGUCCACGGGCUGCCUUCGGGCAGAAGGGACGGGUCGCAUACGUGGUCGACCGUGGUUAGGAGCCACCAGGCGGUGAAGAAGCACACGGAGGAUGCAACUAUUGUUCCCACCAGCUGCAUGCAUCAUGUGAUGACAAAUAUUAUUUACCUGACAGAUGAACAUGGACUUGGGCGGGAUCUUCAUUCACUGACAAAGUCGAGCGCUUGUGACAUGCUUAUCAAACCGUAUGUCUUGAAAGUGACGUUCGCGAGAGGUCUACCCGGAGAAGGAGUUCAGAAAACUCAUACCAUGUUUGUCGUGGCCUGUAUUAUGCCGAUGGGUAAAGUAAAGGAAAAAGCUAUAGCACAGGCCAUCACAAGUCCCCACCAGGGGAGUUGGAGCUGUCCAUUGAAACCGACAAUGUUGAACAUUGAAAGGCAAAACACGAUGACCAGAAGUACGUGGAACCACCAGUCGGGCACCGUUUCAUAG